Messenger RNA from Closterium sp. NIES-67, 3857 nucleotides. Lineage: Eukaryota; Viridiplantae; Streptophyta; Zygnematophyceae; Desmidiales; Closteriaceae. The record is from the annotation of a GenBank genome assembly.
AGUCACGAAUACGCUCCCUGUUGCUACUAUUGCCACCAUAUACCAUGCCUAGUGCGCCAGCUCAGCUUUACUAAGGCUGGCUAAGUUUCCAGGCCCCGAUAGCGUUCAACUCGACGUCGUUUCAGCGGGGUAGCCAGCAGCCAUGCCGUUGUUCCAACCAUUCAGGGCGAUAGGGUACAUCACAGAUGACACGCCGUUCUCCGUACGGCGUGUGGGAACCGAGACGUAUGUCACCGUUAGCGUCGGUCGUGCCUGGCAGAUUUACAACUGCGCGAAGCUUCGCCUGGUCUUCGUCGGAACGGAGCUCCCAAAGUCUAUCCGCGCUCUAUGCUCGCAUCGCGAUCGCACCUUUGCUGCUUUUGGCUCCGAAAUUGCCGUCUUCUACCGCUCGCACCAGGUCGGAACGCUGAAAGGCCACGAGGCUAAGAUCAGACUGCUGCUGGUGUUUGGCGAGUAUUUGAUAUCGGUGGACGAGGAGAGGAACGUGGUCAUAUGGCCGGCCAGAGGGGGGCACAGGAACGGAGCCAAGCGGGAUGGGGAGGAAGGGAAGGGGAGGGAGGGGAAAGAGGGUAGAGAGGCAGCAGAGGAGGGUGGAGUGGGGAAGGAAGAGGGGGAGGGUGGUGCGCCUGACAACGGGACGUUUCAUCUGGAGCCUCUCGGGCAGUUCCAGCUGCCCGAGGGGUUCAAUCCGACCGGGGUAAUUCACCCCGACACUUACCUAAACAAGGUGCUUUUCGCCUCGGAAGACGGGCGCAUGCAGCUGUGGAACGUAAAUUCUCAGAAGCUUCUGUACGAGUUCAAGGGGUGGGGGGUGCCGAUAACUGCGAUGGUGGGAUCACCUGCGUUGGACACGGUGGCAGUGGGGUGCAGCGAUGGCAAGGUGCACGUGCAUAACAUACGGCUGGAUAAACCAGUGGUGGACUUUACUCAUGCUGCUGCUGGCGCUGUGACGGCACUGGCCUUCAACUCAGACGGCCAGCCCCUCCUGGCAGUGGGCGGCAUGGGCGGGGCCAUCAGCGUGUGGGACCUCACCAAGCGCCGCCUGCACUCCGUCAUCCCAGACGCCCAUGAUGGCCGGGUGGCCGCCCUCUCUUUUCUCGUGAACGAGCCCCUGCUACUGUCUGCUGGCGCAGACAACAGCCUCAAGAUCUGGAUAUUUGAUUCGGUGGACGACAACCCUCGUCUCUUGCGCUACCGCACAGGACACAGCUCGCCGCCCUGCUGCAUCAAGUACUACAGGAACGGCCGCCACAUCCUCUCUGCCGGCCUCGACAGAAGCUUCCGUAUCUUCUCAACCGUCCAGGACCAGCAGAGCCGGGAGUUAUCGCAGGGCAACUUUGAGAAGCGGAUGAAGAAGAUGAGAGUGAAGGAGGAGAAGCUCAAGCUCUCCAAGGUGGUCUGCAUCGAUGCUGCUGAGGUGCGGGAGCGCGAUUGGGCCAACGUGGUGACGUGUCACGAGGGCAACCCUUGGGCUUACGUGUGGGAGCUGAGGAACUUUGUGAUCGGGAAGCUGAAGUUAGAGCCUCCAGGCAUUGAAGCAUCCCCUGCGACGACCUGUGCUGUCAGUGUGUGUGGCAACUUUGCCCUGGUGGGCACCUCAGCCGGCCACCUGCAUCUCUUCCACCUGCAGUCGGCGCGGCACCGAGUGGCGUACCAGACACGCAAGCAGCAGUACAGCCCGGCGCAUGGUGGCAUGGUGACAGGCGCUGCUGUGGACGCCAUCAACCGCCAUGCUGUCUCCUGCGGCAGGGACGGGCGGGUCAAGGUGUGGUUUCUCAAAUCCGGGCGGCUGCGUUUUGAUGUGAAUGUUGGCUCUCCCAUAGUGAAGAUGAAGUUCCACCAUGGCAACAACCUAGCAGCAAUCGCCUGUGAGAAUUUCACAACCUACAUCUUCGACGCCGAGGCUGGGCGCCUGGUUCGGCGGUUCCCGGGCCACCAGGAUCGGAUAACCGCCGUGGAGAUGAGCCCCGACGGCCGGUGGCUGCUGACGUCAGCCAUGGAUCUGACUGUGCGCACGUGGCACGUCGUGAGUGGCCGGCCGCUGGACGCGUUCAAAGUCCCCACGGCUGUGGUGGGGCUCUCCAUGUCUCCUUCCUCGGAUCUCCUGGCCACCAUCCACCUCAACCGCCGAGGCAUCUACCUCUGGGCAAACAAAGCCAUGUAUUCUGGGAUUGAUGACUCCGACCUUCUCCCUGCUCCGCUCUCUCUCCCUGACGGCAGCACCACCACCAAUGACAGCGUGCCAGCUGUCCAGAUGCCAGUUCUGAUUGGUCCAAACGAGGGGGCGGAGGGGGGAGACGACGGAGAGGGGGAGGGGGGGAGGAGAGUGAGUGUGAGGGACAUGGGGGCAGGGGACAUGGCGGUUAUAGCUGGGGAGGGAGGAGGGAGAGGGGGAGUGAGUGGGAGAGAGGGCGAGGGAGGGAGGGGGAAGGGCGAGGAGGGGACGAGAGCUGAGCUUUGGACCGCUGAAGAAUCAGAGAGAGAAGCAAGGGAAUAUGAAACCGCUGCUGCUGCUGCUGCUGCUGCUGCUGCUGCUGGCAGUGGUGGAAAGGAGAGACUUGGGACAGGAGAAGGCACGGGGAAGGCAGCAGGAGGGGACCAGAAUCAGCUACAGCUACAGGUCCCUGGGCUGAUAUCUCGAGCCAUGCUGCCGCGCUCCCAGUGGGUGAACCUGGUGAUGCUAGAUGUGAUCAAGGAGCGCAACAGACCCAUCCAGCCGCCCAAGAAGCCCGAGCAGGCGCCUUUCUUCCUCCCCUCUGUGCCCACCUUCUCUGGUGCCAUCCACUUCGCCCCUCCCGAAGCUGCUGGUGCGGCUGGUUCGGCCGAAGCUGGUGGUGCGGUCGGGGCGGCUGGUUCGGCGGAACCUACCGCUGCUGGUGUGGCUGCAGUUGUUGCUGCUUCAGGUGCUUCUUCAGGUGCUACCGCACCUGGUUGGGGAACUGAUGGAGACGAGGAUAUGGAGGACGGGGAGGAGGGAGAGGAGGGAGAGGAGGGAGAGGAGGGGGAGGAGGAGGGAGGAGAGGAAAGGGAGGAUGGAGGAGAGGAGGCAGGAGAUUGGGGGAAGGAGGGAGGUGUGUUGGGGAAGAGGAGGCAUGGCAGGGUGGUGCGAGGAGGGCUGCACGAGUCUGAGAUGGAUACAGAGCUCAUGAGGGCGAUCAGGAGAGGGGCGCAGUGCAAACCGCCGGACUAUUCCCAAGCCACUGCGCUGCUGAAAGCCAUGUCGCCGUCAGCCGUUGAUCUGGAGCUGCGGGCGGUCGAGAUCGUCGAUGAGAGCCCCUCCCCGUCCGACCUGCACCGGGUGGCCCUCCUCAUGGCGUUCCUCGAGGAGAAGCUUCGUGGAAGCUGCGACUUUGAGCUGCUGCAAGCCGUGACACACCGGUUCCUGGCGAUCCACGGAUCAGCCAUCUCAUCCUUCCCUGAGCUGCGCGCCAAGCUGCCUGCCCUGCGAGCAGCACAGGCCUCCAGCUGGCAGCGCCUGGACGAGCUGUUCCAGAGCAUCCGAUGCGUCGUUGACUUCAUUGCCUCUUCGUGAGCAGUGCUGUGCGCCAUUGCCUCAGGCAUGUGCUGAGUGGAAAGAGCUACCUUCCUUGGAGCAGUGCACCACACCACAGGGGGCAGCGCCUGGACGAGCUGUUCCAGAGCAUCCGAUGCGUCGUGGACUUCAUUGCCUCUUCGUGAGCUCUCAAGUGCUCUUUGCUGUGUGCUAAGAGCUCCCUACCUUGAGUGCAGCACAGCACAAGCCUGUGUCUGGCACCAACUGGACGAGCAGUUCCAAUGUAUCCAAUGUGUGGUUGACAUUUGCUUCUUCAUAUGUGGUGCUAAACAAAGGCCUGGGAAAGGAUUCUUUUGAAUAAAAA